Leopardus geoffroyi (Geoffroy's cat) is the source of this 1850-nucleotide messenger RNA. RefSeq names its product voltage dependent anion channel 2 (gene VDAC2). Gene Ontology annotation, biological process: monoatomic anion transmembrane transport. The coding region runs from base 670 to 1554 and encodes 294 amino acids. Gene Ontology annotation, molecular function: voltage-gated monoatomic anion channel activity. The transcript has 11 exons. Gene Ontology annotation, cellular component: mitochondrial outer membrane. The record is from RefSeq and is a predicted model, not a curated record. NCBI's taxonomy places the organism in Eukaryota, Metazoa, Chordata, Mammalia, Carnivora, Felidae.
UUAGUUCUGGGCUGGCCCUCCCACCGCGGCCUCUGCGAUGGGAGGUGGGCGAAGGCAGUGAGUGCGGGUGGCGUUGGAAGUGGCGCCCCAGUGUCCCAUUCGUUCUUCCUGGGCCUGGAGAGAGUCUUUCAGAAGCGCACGCUGCACUUGCUCAGGUUAGGCCGGGGUAACGCUAGCUAACUCCUUCCAGACGCCCUGCACGGAGACGGUCUCUGCAGGGUAUGGGAAACACACCCCUGGAAGGAAGUUGGAGAAUCGUACGUGACCCCCGUGCUGCGCAGCCGCGCCCAGUGGCGCCGGGUCCCGCGCGGGUGCGCGCCUGACGCCCCACCCCAUCCAUGAGGAGCGCGCGCCGGGCCUCGGCCCCAUUCCCCGCACGCGCAGUCCCUACAGCGCUGCCUCCGCCGUUCCCCGCCCCCUCUCCUCUGGGGUUGCCCUCGUCGCUGCCUGACCCGAGGUCCAGCAGCCUCUGCCUUUCCGGCCCCCGCCGACGGACAGAAGCAGCCCACCCCGGGGCCGGGUGUGUCUUCGGUCCUCGUGGCUGUUCUGAAGCAGCCGCGGUAGCUGCAGCCCAAGCCUGAGCGAGCCAAGCGGCCUCAGCUGCGAGCAGAGCGGCGGCAGCAGCCCCUCCCGGGAGAGCACCAGAUCACCUCUUUCUGUGGCUUCGCCAUGGCGACCUAUGGACAGAGCUGCGCGCGGCCAAUGUGUAUUCCUCCAUCAUAUGCUGACCUUGGCAAAGCUGCCAGAGAUAUUUUCAACAAGGGAUUUGGUUUUGGGUUGGUGAAACUGGAUGUGAAAACAAAGUCAUGCAGUGGUGUGGAAUUCUCAACAUCUGGUUCAUCUAACACAGACACUGGUAAAGUUACUGGAACCUUGGAGACCAAAUAUAAAUGGUGUGAGUAUGGUCUGACUUUCACAGAAAAAUGGAACACUGAUAACACCCUGGGAACAGAAAUAGCAAUUGAAGACCAGAUUUGUCAAGGUUUGAAACUGACAUUUGAUACUACCUUUUCACCAAACACGGGAAAGAAAAGUGGUAAAAUCAAGUCUUCUUACAAGAGGGAGUGUAUAAACCUCGGUUGUGAUGUUGACUUUGAUUUUGCUGGACCUGCAAUCCAUGGUUCAGCUGUCUUUGGUUAUGAGGGCUGGCUUGCUGGGUACCAGAUGACCUUUGACAGUGCCAAAUCAAAGCUGACAAGAAACAACUUUGCAGUGGGCUACAGGACUGGGGAUUUCCAGCUACACACUAAUGUCAAUGAUGGGACAGAAUUUGGAGGAUCAAUUUAUCAGAAAGUAUGUGAAGAUCUUGACACUUCAGUAAACCUUGCUUGGACAUCAGGUACCAACUGCACUCGCUUUGGCAUUGCAGCCAAAUAUCAGUUGGACCCCACUGCUUCCAUUUCUGCAAAAGUCAACAACUCUAGUUUAAUUGGAGUGGGCUAUACUCAGACUCUGAGGCCUGGUGUCAAGCUUACACUGUCUGCUCUGGUAGAUGGGAAGAGCAUUAAUGCUGGAGGCCACAAACUUGGGCUUGCCCUGGAGUUGGAGGCUUAAUCUAGCUGAAAGAAACCUCUGGGAAUGGAUAUCAGAAGAUUUGGCCUUAAUAUAUUUCCAGUGUGACCGACCAGCAGGCUUUUUCCCCCCAAGAAGGUGAUCAAAACAAAGGAUGAUCUAAACAAGAGCUGUAUUUUAAAUAUUUAGACAGUUACUUGUUAGCUGGUUUCUAGUUGAAUCGGUUAUCUAUCUAGUUACCAAUGCUGCAGUCGUGCAGUCACCUAUACAUUAUUUAAAUGUAUUUAACUGUUAAAUGCGCUACCCACCAAUAAUGAAAUAGACCUUUAUGAAAACUG